Yamadazyma jaroonii is the source of this 1620-nucleotide messenger RNA. NCBI's taxonomy places the organism in Eukaryota, Fungi, Ascomycota, Pichiomycetes, Serinales, Debaryomycetaceae. The record is from the annotation of a GenBank genome assembly.
AUGAGUGUGUUUGACGUCAAGGCGAGCAAAAGGCCAAGAAUGAAACGACUAAUGAAGUAUUUGAUAGUUCUUGGUAUGAUGGUUAUACUUUCCACAUUAUAUUUUACCGAUAUAGAUGAUGGAGUUAUAAAAAUGACCGAUGAAGAGCUUAUACGAUAUAGAUCAGUUAAACUGAUAAAGGAAGUGAAUAUGAGUGAACGUGAUCUUUCAACUAAUAUUGAUAGUGUAUUUCAAGUGGGAUGUAGAGAAAUUGAUUCUAGUCAACCAAGAGCAAAUGCAAGUCUUGUGAUGCUUGCAAGGAAUCAGGAGAUAGAUGAUGUGAUAAAGUCUAUGAUAUCAAUGGAAAGGCAUUUCAAUCAAUGGUUCAAUUAUCCAUGGGUUUUCCUUAAUGAUGUUCCCUUUGAGGAGUCGUUCAAAACUACGGUUCAACAAUAUACCAAAUCACUGGUUGAAUUUGGUACUAUACCUAAAGAACAGUGGGAAUUCCCUGAUGAUAUUGAUAAAGAUGAGUUUAAUGAAUUCACCAAUUAUCAAGGAGACAGAAGAAUUUUAUAUGGGAAUAAUCCCAGUUACCACAAAAUGUGCAGAUACUUCAGUAAUAUGUUCUUUCAACACCCUUUAGUUAAAAAAAGGGAAUGGUACUGGAGAGUUGAACCCAACGUUGAAUUUUUCUGUGAUUUGACCUAUGAUCCUUUUGUGGAGAUGGAGAAGCAUGGAAAAAAAUAUGGUUUCAAUGUUGCCAUCCAUGAAUUAUAUUAUACGGUACCAGGGUUAUUCCGUGAAACGAAAGCUUUUGUUAAAGAGAAGAACAUACAACCAACAAAAUUAUGGAGGAUGUUGGUGAAAAAUUUCAGAUACAGUGAAGGUGAGAAUGAUGCCCGUUAUGAUAUGAUCAAAAGUCCUCUAGAUAUACUACGAGAAAUCGAAUAUGAGGUCACCAUUAAUAAAUUAUUUAACACGAAACAAAAGGGCUUGGGUGAAGUUGAUCCUGAUUUAAUAGGCAGAAUGAUUGUUCAAGCAAGCGAAAAGCCGAUUUUACAUUUGGAUAGAUUUGAUUAUGAAGAAUAUAAUCUUUGUCAUUUCUGGUCAAAUUUUGAAAUAGCUAAAACAGAAAUUUUCACUUCUCCCUUAUAUCAAGAAUACUUCCAAAGACUCGACCAAAGUGGUGGAUUUUAUAGAGAACGAUGGGGAGAUGCUCCAGUACAUUCCCUCGCAGUUGCCAUGAUGUUAGAUGUGGAAGAUGUACAUUACUUCAGAGAUAUUGGAUAUAAACAUAGUACCAUAGGCCAUUGUCCUGCCAAUUCCAAGCUUGAUCAACUUCCUUACCAACCUAGUGAUGAUAAUGUAAAUAAUAAGAACUUCCAAUCAUAUAAACCCGAUAAAGGAGGAAUCAAUGGAGUAGGAUGCAGAUGUAAGUGUCCUUUAUGGCAUGAAGAAAUUGAAGAUCAAAGUCCCACAUGUAUAAGGCAAUGGCAUAGAGUAAGUAAGGACAAUUUCAAACCCUUGACACCCGUUAAUAUUGAUUUUUAUAGAGCUAAGAUAGAAAGACGGUUGAAUAAGUUUUUGAAAAGAGGGGGGAAACUUGGUGAGAAUCGGAUCGCUGAAGAUUUAAUACGGUAA